Spirodela intermedia is the source of this 3331-nucleotide messenger RNA. The record is from the annotation of a GenBank genome assembly. NCBI's taxonomy places the organism in Eukaryota, Viridiplantae, Streptophyta, Magnoliopsida, Alismatales, Araceae.
AUGGUCUCCCUUCGCCUCCUCCUCUCCUCGUUCCCUCGGCCGCCGUGGCAGCGAGUUAAUGCCGGCUCCUCCUCGACCAAACUCCGCGCGGCCAUGGCCGCCGUCGCCGCCGCCACAGUUGGGAUUGGAGUAGGCCUAUCUCUGUCUGCGAAAAUGGAGAACUCUGGGGGACAUUUUAUGUUCAAUUCCCUGGGUAAUCCUUCUCCCGUCUGGGCUUCUCUGUCUUUGACGACCGCUGCCGAGGGGACGCUGGUGGAGCCGAAGACUGGAGCGGAGUUCCCCGCCGUCCUGGACGGCACGAGGCGCCUCCUCGGUGUUGGACUUCGGAGGAAGAGCCUAUUCGGAUUGAAGAACAUCGAUGUAUACGCUUUUGGUAGUCUCUUUUUCUUCAUCAGUCUCUUUUCUUUCUGCUUGCGAAUGGGAAAACCUAGCCUGCGCUGAUCUCAUGAUACAUUGUUCAUAUAUCAUAUUUAACGAGAACAUAGCUAGAUUUCAUUCGGUGCUUUUAGAUCCCACCAACUGAUUCAUAACGCAGGAGAGUAAUCUACCGUCGGAAAAUACUGGAUUCCUCGGGAGAGACGAUAACAUCUUUCUUGGCUUGCAACUGGAUCUUAUGAUAUCCCCAAAAAUUAGAUAUAGAUUGCUUGAAUUUGGUUCAAGAGCGUGCUAAUCUAGUUAUCUGGGCCAGCUUUCUUAUAUAUGCUAUCAUGUUUAAACCAGAGGGAGCGAAAUAUUGGGUGAGUUACUGCAACUUUCCAGAGAACACCCUAUGAUCAUUAGUACUGGCCAGCGUCAUAUCUAGGGUAUAACAUCUUAUGAUCAUUAUCUGUAUGCAUAGUUUUCUCUUCCUCUCCAUAAUCUUGCGAUGAUAUUGUUAGAGUGAGUGCAUGUUAGGGUUUCAACUUAUGAGAUAGAGAUGGAAAAUCAACCAUAGGUGAGAAGUAUAAGCAUUUACAUACUGAUUGUCAUGUGGGAAUCUAAUGUCUGUGCUGAGCCCUGGAGUCUUAGAGCAUGACAAUCAAUAGAUCCUAUGGAAAUAAGGAUCGGAUUUGUUUGAUCAAAAGAAAUUGUUCAUAAUAAAUAAGACAGUUUAUGUUAAGAGUGUAAACUAAAAUCUUAGCCCAACUCUUUAUCCUCUCUCCAUGGUGGAAACAGCAUCUUCUCAUCUGGUGUAAACGAGUUCUCUUAUGGAAGAAAUGUAUUCAAAUGUAUUGUCGAAUUUAUCUGUAAUAUCCUCAAAGAUCAAGAACUUGACCGAGAUUUGAUUGAAAAAAAUUAUCAUCUCUGAAUCGAAAAAAUCUUGAAAUAGGCAGAUAUAAAGGCUGCAUUCAUGUACGCCAUUUUCAUAUAAAAAAAUCAGGCUAUUUAGAAAAAAAUUAGUGAUGAAAGGAUGAAGAAGAAAACCUUGUAGCGGCUACUACUUACUAUUUCUUGUGGGCAAAUCUGGUUAUUUCUUUCCUCUCUCAGUAGCUUAUCUUUUUUCAGGUGUUUAUGCUGAUGAUGGAGAUAUAAAAAAUUUGAGAGAGAAAUAUCAAAAUCUUACAAUUCCUCAGCUGAAAGAAUGCAAAGAGUUCUACGCAGAUAUCUUGGAGCAGGAUAUAAAUAUGACAGUCAGACUUCAGAUCGUUUACAGUAGACUGAGCAUUCGUUCAGUUCGCAGUGCUUUUGAAGAAUCAGUCGGAAACAGACUACGGAAGUUUAAUCCUGGGUCAGACAAUGGAGACCUACUCAAAAGGUGGAACUCUCUCUCUCUCUCUCUCUCUCUCUCUCUCUCUCACACACACACACACACACACACACGUUGUCAUUUUACUUCUCCAUUAAACUUGAAAACUGUAGCUUCGCAUAGAACUAGCAUGCAUGCAAAAGUAUAACUCAGUCACAUUAAAGAGGUCAUCAUGUUGGAUUAUUCGGAUUCUUUGAGCAUACAAGUAAUUCAAUCAUUUCCCAUAAGUUAUCUUAGAUUCUUUGUGUGCGGUUCAAAGCUCAAAACCUCAUUUAUUUGAAAUAAAUCAUAUGUUAUGCUUCACAUUCGAGUCCAUAAAUUCAUAAAAUCUUGCAAGAAUGUAAAGAUGACUACUACAGCGCAUGAUUGUCACCAAGAUAAAAUGUUAAGCGAUGAGAUCCCAGGAAUUGAUUCAAUAUUGCGCCUGAGGCUUAAACUUUGCACGAGUUUUGGUGGGCGGAAGAUCUCUUCUCCUAUUUUAUGUAGAUUAUGAUUGCAGUGUCAUUAUAAUUUUACAAAUGUCAACAUUUUGGUUGAUAAAAGAGUUUUCGAUUCAUCUAUGAGCAAUAGGUCAAAGUUGAAGGCUUAAUUUUACAUAGAAGCUAAUUUCAAUUUUGAUGGCGGCUUCUCCUUCAUGCAGAAAGAUCACUUCUCAGUGAUAAUAGAUCUGAUAUUAUCUAAUAAUUAAUUUAUUUCAUCACAGCUUUACGUCUUUAUUUAAAGAUGAAUACAAGAUACCACGGGGAUCUACAAUAGAUCUUACAAGGGAAUGUGGGCACGUGCUUCACACAAGAAGUAAGUAAGAUGAUUUUUUAUUAUUUUUUUAUUUUUAUUUUUAUUUUUUGGAAUGAAUGAGUGAUUGAAUUAUGCUGUCAGAAUAAUCUCACACUGGAGAAGAAAAAAAUAUAACAUCAUGUUGGUGGUAGAGAUCGGCAUAUUUCCCUCAUAUAUAUAUUAAGCGUUGAUAGAAGAUUUCUUUCAGUCUUACCUAUUCUUCAUUUUCUGGCUUUCAUCAGACCAACUAUGGGAAAAUAGUGAAUUAUAAUUAUUACACUCAUUGAAGGGAUCAGUGGGAUGGGCUGGUUCCAUUCAUCAAGGAGAUCAAGUGAGCCUGCAGUCCAGCGGGGCCCAGUUUUAUUUAUACUUUUGCCUCAGGAUCAAGUUAUGAUAUCAUGGACUCCACUAAAAUCCCAUGGAUUCAUUAGGGUUAGACCCUAAUGAAUCCAUGAGUUACGUACUCUCUCUCUCUCUCUCUCUCUCUCUCUCUCUCUCUCUCUCUCUCUCACUCACUCAAGUGUGUAAGGGGGGGGCGUACCCAAUCAAGAAAGGAAAAAAGCCAACAAGGGCUUGAGAUAAAUUCACGUUCCACUUAAUUUUUAUCUAUUACUGUAGAUAUAUUAUGAUGUGAUCUUGAGGUCAUCACCAGGCCGGAAAAUUGAUAUAUUUUGGGUAUUUAUUUCUCUAGUUGAUGGAAAGGAGAUUGGAAGCAUCGAGAGCAAGCUCCUGUGCCGGUCCAUAUUUGAUCUUUACAUCGGAGAUGAGCCAUUCGAUCGGCAUGCCAAGGAGGAGGUUGAACUCAGUCUGGCUUCGCUUCUGCAGGACUAG